AUUCCGGGGGCAGGCCCAAGGUCGGGAGGGUGUGGAAAGACCCCGGGAAGAAAAGGUUCUCCCACAUGAUCCAGGACAAGGCUCUCCGCACCUCCUGGGCCCGGAAGAUGAAGGAGAGGCAGGAAAAGAAGCUGGUCCGGGAUCUGGCCCGACAGCUGGAGGAAGGGAAGCGGAGGGAGCGAGAGGAGAAGAAGCGGCGGCGGGAGGAGAACCUGAAGCGGCGCCUGGAAAACGAGCGGAAAGCAGAGAUUGUCCAAGUGAUCCGGAACCCCCUGAAGCUCAAGAGGGCCAAGAAGAAGCAGCUCCGGCGGGUGGAAAAGCGGGACACGCUGGCCCUGCUCCAGAAAACCCCUGUCCGGCGCGGCACAGCCACGGAAUGAGGCGGGAAUCGGGAUCCUGCCGUGCCCAGGACGUGCGGCUGGGAUUCCUAUGGAUCCUGCUCCCUUCUCCAGGGAUGUUUUCCUUGGCUUGCAGGGCAGGAAUUGCUGCUGGGACCCUCAGUGUUGAACAGACAACAGGACAGAUGAUCCACAGGAACCUGCUGGAUCCCCAUCCCCGUGGAAUUGGGAUGUUGCUGGAACAGAACUUUGCUUUCCCA
Manacus vitellinus (golden-collared manakin) is the source of this 598-nucleotide messenger RNA. RefSeq names its product coiled-coil domain containing 86 (gene CCDC86). Gene Ontology annotation, cellular component: nucleolus. The transcript is spliced from 4 exons. Lineage: Eukaryota; Metazoa; Chordata; Aves; Passeriformes; Pipridae. The coding region runs from base 66 to 380 and encodes 104 amino acids. The record is from RefSeq and is a predicted model, not a curated record.